AUGAUCAACAUGGCAAAGCCCCUGACAGGAAAAAGGAAGCUGAUUUGGCAGAGCAGCGACAGUGGAGGGACGAAGGAAAUUGAGAGAACUCCACAUAUUCAAAAAGGAUCAGGCGGGUUCAGAAAACGAAAGCAUGACAAUUUUCCACAUGGUCAAAGAAGAGAGGAAAAAGAGAAUGUUAAUCCAUCUUCAGCUAUGAUGAUGUCUUUUAAAUCAUUUCAGCUGGAGCUUGACACCAGGCAUGAUAAAUACGAACGGCUUGUGAAGCUCAGUCGUGAUAUAACUAUUGAAAGCAAAAGAACAAUAUUUCUGCUCCACAGGUUUACCAGUGUUCCCAAUGGGGAAGAAAUACUAAAUGAAUCUGAAGUCAAGCUAGAUGCUGUCCGACGGAAGAUUAAGCAGGUUGCACAAGAACUGAUUGGAGAAGACAUGUAUCAGUUCCACAGAGCUAUAUCUCCAGGACUUCAAGAAUACGUUGAGGCAGUCUCAUUUCAGUAUUUUAUCAAAACACGAUCUUUGAUUAGUGUUGAAGAGAUCAACAAACAACUAAUAUUUACAGCGGAAGACAGAGAAGAAACAACAAACAUGACCUCCAAUUCCCAUGAUAAACAACCACACACGUGGAGCCUGAAGGUAACACCUGUAGAUUACCUGCUGGGAGUGGCUGAUCUAACUGGAGAGCUGAUGCGGCUGUGCAUCAGCAGUGUUGGAAACGGUGACAUAGACACGCCUUUUGAACUGAGCCAGUUCUUAUGUCAGAUUUAUGAUGGUUUUACUUUCAUUGGCAACACUGGACCUUACGAAGUAUCUAAGAAGCUGUAUACCUUGAAACAGAGUCUGGCAAAAGUAGAGAAUGCCUGCUACACAUUAAAAGUACGGGGAUCUGAAAUCCCAAAGCACAUGCUGGCUGAUGUGUUCUCCACCAAAACGGAAUUGAUUGACCAAGAGGAGGGCCUUUCUUAAAAUAAGGAGACUGUCGCAACUCAGAAAGGAAGAGGACUUAGAGAAAGAUUUUAGUUAUGGUUUGUGGGGUUUUGACCCUUCUCAAAGCUCUUUAGGUAGAGACAUUUUUAGUUUUAUCUAUGAGAAGAUUGUUUGCAGUGGUAAUUUGUAACCAAAAAUACUUUUUAUGAUGUGCAAGAGAACAAAUGUUUGACUUUGUCCUCUCGGUAUGGAAUUUCCUGUAUUGCUCCAUUGUAUCUUCUUUCAGAAUGGCCAAAAUUUCCACUUUGCUCUACCCCAGUGACUGCCAGUUGUGUGAGUCACCUCAAACUGUUGUGGUUGCUGUUACCAGUUUUCAGCAAGCACAGCAGUGGAAAAAGAAAUGGUUAGGUACUGUUAUUUAGCAUUAUCCAUAGGUUUCUGCUGACACCUGUUUUCUGAAUUUGGGGGUUCUAUACUCAUGUCAUACCCAAAACAAGGCACCUAUAUAUGUGUAAAUUCAUCCCUUGACUUGAAACUGAGGUGGUCUCAAAGGUGACAUGUAACUUAAGUUUUCUCUGAUUAAUGCUUUUGAGCAUGAAACUGAAGCUCAGUCAACUUUUCAACAAUUGAUAAUGAAGCUAAUUACACCAGGUAAAUACUACUGUGCACUCAUUAUUUCGGGGCUCCGGUUAAAUUCAGCUCUGUUUAAGUUAACACUGGUACUUCACAGUUUUGACAUGAGCUAGAAAAUCCACAAAAAAAAAAUAUUGGGGAAUGUAUUGGUUUACAUUUUUUGUAAUACAGUUCAACGCAGAAUCUGACAUCCUUCUGUUUGUAGACAAAAGCAGAUCAUCUACCAAGUAUGUUUAACAUGAAUAAUUUGGUGUUAGGACAAGCAGGUUUUGGCCAAAACAAAUGUGGUGUGGUGUUGGAAGUCUGUUCUCCAUUGUUUGUGCUGCCCUGAGGACCUCCAGCGGGGGUGAACUGGUAUUAGUGAAAAAAGGCUAGCCAAGCUUUAAAUAUCUGUUAGCAAGGACUAUAUCAUGUGCAUGUUCCUAUGGAAAGGAAAUUGCAAACAGAAAUAAGGCAGACAUUCUGACUUCCACAUUUAUCUUUGAGGUGGGUAUGUCACCAUUGGCAAAAAAUCAGGGCUUUCUGCCGGUGUCUGAAGUUAUGAAAGUCUGAUAAUGUACAUUAUGCUAAAGGAAAACAGAUAACAUGAUCUUUAGACUCCAGGAAAUAGGCCUCCCAACUGCAAUUGAAAAUACUGCGUGUUUUUUAUUUCCACUUCCAUAUGCUGUGAUACUGCCAAUAUUUUUCCCAUGAGCAUGUCCUGAGUAGCUGGGAUCAUCUGAUACAUGGAUAGGAACGGGUAAAUACAUUUCUGUCACAUUUUUCCAUUGUUUCCACAUAAAGCAAUAUGUGGUGGGUUGAACAAGGAGUGGCUUUUUUCCUAUUGUUUAAUACUAUUUUUUACAAUAAAUUCUGAAAAGCAGUCACUGCCUGUACGUUGGUCCUUUUGCCCGUUGGUCCCAGCAGUAAAAAACAGUGCGAGUUUCCCACUGUGCAGGACUUGACUUGGAAAUUUCACUCCAUUCCUAUAUUCAUACUUUGAGGGGCACUUUCUAAUCCUGAAUCUCUUUUCUUUUUCUCCCUAACUUUAUUCUGUGAAGUCUAAAAACUAGUUAGGAUAGAAACUUUAUGUGAUCCUCUUGAAUUAAAAAAAUGCAAAGGAUUCAGAUGACAAAACGAGUUUAUCGCUGGAAUAAACCUGCAAUGGUACCCAC
Molecule: messenger RNA, 2711 nt
Organism: Aptenodytes forsteri (emperor penguin)
Lineage: Eukaryota; Metazoa; Chordata; Aves; Sphenisciformes; Spheniscidae
Gene: TSNAX
Product: translin associated factor X
Exons: 8
Coding region: 1-963 (320 amino acids)
Cellular component (GO): nucleus; cytoplasm
Molecular function (GO): sequence-specific DNA binding; RNA endonuclease activity; RNA binding
Source: RefSeq, a predicted model, not a curated record